UGCUCCUCAAUUUCUCUUUCUUGUCAGCAAUGGUGACAAGCAUCCAGGAAUCUAGUGCUUUUGCUUGCUAAAAUGGGUUUAGCCCUGAGCCACAGAGAGAGUGGUGGGUUAGGGUAGUAGGUGGUGGAAGGUGGAGAAGAAAGGAAGAAAAAAAUAAGGAAAAAAAAGAGAAGGAACAUGUGGGGUUCAUAGCCUUUCUUCCUUUCACUGAAAACCAGGGACCAAAAUUCAUAGCCUUUCUUUCUUUUCAAUGUAGAGUACAAUACAUCUCCCUUUUUCAACAGAAUUUGCAGUCUUACACGUGCAAACACCCUUUUUUUCUGCAUUGAGUGCAUUCUCUUGCCAUAUUUACAAGAUGCCCCUUUCACAUCACAUCAGUUACAUGAUCUUUGCUGUUUGGUGUGACUGGUUGAGCUAACUGGACAUAGCUGCAAUUUCUCCCUCAUUGCAAUUUUUGUCCCUUGAUGUUUGCAGAGGCCAGGAAAAUUAACCAAAUCUCAGAAAUGGGUGAGAAGGGAAUUUCUGUUUUAGAUAAAAUUGGGUUUGGGUAUGACAAGAGUGACAUUGAUAGCAUGUAUCCCAUGUAUUUUGGUGUUUCUUGUGCAUUCUUUGCCCUCAAUGUCCUUACAAAACAACCACAACUUGAAGUUGGAAGAUUGUCUAAAAUCUGUGACACCAUGCUUCAAGGCAGUGCCAACCUCUUAGGGUUGAUUGUGUGGAGAGUUCAGAAGAGAGAGAGAAAUGACUGUGAAUGCAACUGCAAGCUCAAAAUUGCUGAGAGAGAAAUGGAAAUUGAGAACCUGAAGAGGAUGAGACAUGAGGAUGCUAAAGCCAAUGAGAAAGUGGUGGGAAUAUUUGCUGCACAGGAACAAACAUGGUUGUGUGAAAGGAGGAAACUCAGGCAGCAGAUUGGGGCUCUGCUGAAUGAGCUGAGAGUUUUUGAAAAAAACAAGGAUGCAGAUAUCUCUGAAUUGAAUCAGAAACUGAAGGAAAUGGAGGGCUUAGUGGAGUCAAGGGACAUGGAGAUUGAAGAAAGGGAGCAAAAGAUGAAGGAGCUUGAAGAGAAGGUCAACAAGGCUGAAAGGGAUGCAAAACAAUUAAGAGAAUUGGAAACAAAUCAAUCUUCUGAUCUCAGGAAGCACAAAACUGCAUUCAUUGAACUCGUGUCGAACCAGCGCCACCUUGAAGCUGAACUCGGCCGUGCAGUGAAGCAAAUGGAAGCUGCAAAACAUGAGCUAGAGGAGUCAGAUUUGAUGGCUCAGAAUUUUUCUUUGGAGAUUGCAAAACUUCACAAGGAUUUGGAACAGAAAGAUAAGAUUUUGUCAGCAAUGUUGAGGAAAUCUAAGAUGGACAGUGAAGAGAAACAAAUGCUAUUAAAGGAGGUAAAGUUGUCAAAGGCUAGGAGGAAGCAAGCGGAGCAGGAGACAGAAAGGUGGAGGGUAGUUUCAGAAGGAAAAAAGGAGAGACAUUCCUUUAAAAACAUGUUGGUGAACUUGAGUACUAGAGGCAUGCAAUCUAGUUCAGCAGGGUCAUCACACAUUCCAAAGGAAUCAGAAAAAAUUUCAGCUUCACCCUUCUCUGAUGAUCACUACUUGCCACAAAGAAGUGAAGACUUAUCAAUUCCUGCUAAUUCUAGGCGUUUGGAAGAUUGGAUGCGAGCUGAGGCAGAAAGAUAUGCAACCCUGAUUGAACAAAGGCAUCACUUAGAGCUAGAUGCUUUUGCAGAACAAAUGCUACUCAAGGAUGAGAAGCUGGAGGCAUUUCGCUGGCAGUUGUUGAGAACAGAAUUGGAAACAAAGCAGCUGCAAUCACAUUUGGAGGGACUGGUUAAGGAUGUAAAACAGUUAAGACAUGACAAGAUGAAGUUGGAGAGCUUAAUGUUCGAGAAAGAAGAUGAACUCGCUUCCUUGAAGGAGCAAGUUGCAUCAAAAUUGAGGCCCUUGAACUGCUUUAGAAAUAACUCAAAUUUGCUUCAACAAUCUUCAGAACUAGCCCAAGAUGCUGUCUGGUCUGGAGUCAAGGUUAUCAAGAAAAAACCGGGAGAAAAGGAGAUACAAAUGAUGGAAACCUUGAUUGAGGAAGAUUGUGAAAAGGAAGCACAGCACCUGCCACAUGAUGAAUUUAACAAUGUUGAUUUACUAGCUCAAUCUCCAGAAAAUAAUGUUGAAGAAGAAAAAGAUGUUCCUAGGGAGGAUAGUCCUAUUCCUAUCCAAAAUCUACGUCCAAAUCAAGUACAAGUUGUUGAUGCUGCUGAAAAGAUAGGAUCUACUACCUGCACUUCCUUUAAUAAGACAAAACAGUCUCCAUGGAAAAUGGAUCUUCAUGCUCUUGGGGUAUCUUACAAGAUCAAGAGGCUGAAGCAGCAGCUUGUACUUGUUGAAAGGUUGACAGGAAUGCAAAGCAAUGGUGAAAACUCAGAAAUCAGUGAUGAUAGCAAAGGUGGCAUGAAGGCUUUUCUGUCGUUGACCACUUUGCUGAAUAAACAAGUUGGAAGAUAUCAAUCCCUCCAAGAGAAGACUGAUGACCUUUGCAAAAGAAUGCAAGGUAAUGAGCUUUACACCAAUGUUGGAGAAAUGAAUGGUGCAAGAGCAAAGGAGAAAACAUCAACACUGGAGCACUUCUUAGAGGAGACAUUUCAACUACAGAGAUACAUAGUUGCAACAGGACAAAAGCUGAUGGAAGUUCAAACCAAGAUUGUUCCUGGAUUUGUUGGAGUAGUGGUGGAAGAGAUGGACAACAAAAGUGCUGCUGCUGGCAUAGAUAUGAAACGCUUUGCUGACAGUAUAAGAAAUCUCUUCCACGAAGUUCAAAGAGGUCUCGAAGUUCGAACUGCUAGAAUCAUAGGAGACCUUGAGGGGACACUAGCUCGUGAAGGAAUGAUAUGUUUGAGAAGGUAGCGUAUAUAUAUAUAUAAAUAUAGCAUUGGAACUUUAAUUUUUGAGUCUGUAUUAUUACCAUAGUUAAUAAGAUCAAUUUGUAAAUGGAAGAAGGCACAGAAAAAUUCCAAUCAUCCAAUGGAAUCGAUACAAGUAAGAUUUUUCCUGUCCCUUUUGUUGACAAGAAAGAACUCAUGGUUUCCCUAAAAAGGAACAAAAAGGGAAUUAAACUUCACAUAUUUUCCUUGUCUAAGCUGAGUGUUAAACAAUAAAUUUUGUUUGGUUGGAUA
Lotus japonicus is the source of this 3166-nucleotide messenger RNA. RefSeq lists its product as uncharacterized. The transcript is spliced from 4 exons. Lineage: Eukaryota; Viridiplantae; Streptophyta; Magnoliopsida; Fabales; Fabaceae. Bases 465 to 2897 code for a protein of 810 amino acids. The record is from RefSeq and is a predicted model, not a curated record.